GCGGCUGCGCUGUUCUGCGAGAGCGGGGAUUGACCGGAUUGUCUGCCUCUUGUCGGCUCGCUGCGCUUCACUCUCCGCAUUCCGACCCCUGGUGAUGUUCAGUUCGAAAGCCACGUCAAUCUCACCGUCCAUCUCGAUGGAGCAGACGGACACGGACGCCCUGGACAUCAGCACUAAGGUGCAGCUUUACGGCGUUUUGUGGAAGAAGCCCUUCGGACGGCCGUCUGCCAAGUGGUCCCGGAGGUUCUUCAUCAUCAAGGACAGCUUUCUUCUUUACUAUGCAGAAAACGAGAAGAAAAGCUUUGAGACUAACAAGUACUUUAACAUCCAUCCAAAGGGUGUUAUCCCGCUAGGAGGAUGCAUCGUAGAACCUCGGGAAGAGCCGGGUAUGCCUUAUGCCAUGACGGUGUCUCAUGACGACUUCCACGGCAACAUCAUCCUGGCAGCUGAAUCUGAGUCUGAACAAGCCCAGUGGUUGGACCUGCUACAAGAAUCAGGAAAAGUCACCUGGAAAAAUGCCCAGCUAGGAGAAGCCAUGAUUGAAAGUCUUGAAGCUCAAGGACUGCAGCUGGCAAAGGAGAAACAGGAAUAUCUGGAUAAGCUUAUGGAGGAAACAGAAGAACUGUGCUCCCAAAGAGAACAAAAGGAGAGGCUGGAGAAGCUGAAUCAGGUUCUAGAGGAAGAGAAGCAGCAGUUUGAGGAGGUGGUGCAAGAGCUGAGAAUCGAGCAGGAGCAAAUAAAACGUGAGCUAAACCUGACAGCCCAGUCUCUGUGUGCAGUGGAAGCUGAGAAGGAGCAGCUGCAUUGCUUGACGGAGUCGCUGCAGAAAACACUGGAGGACCUCUCUCUAGAAAAGCAGCGGACAUUGGACCUGCUAAAACAGACCGAUGAGCAGCAGGACCGGCAGCAUUUGACAGAUCCCAGUCAUGUGGUUGGAAAUGGAAAUCUGCAUGGAAAUUUGAGGCAGAUUGAGGAGAAGAUGAACAGACUGCUGAAGGAGAAACUUCAGGCAGAAGAGCGGCUACAGGAGAAUGAGGAGCGUGCCCGAGCUUUGCAGGCAGAGCGAGAGUUUUAUUCCUCACAGUCCCGAGCCCUGCAGCUCUCCUUAUCUGAACUGACAGUAGAGAAGCGAAAGACUGAGGCAGAACUCAAGGCAGAGAUUGAGGUCCGUGUUAAACUGGAACAGAGGCUGAAGCUUGCAGAGGAAGCCCUCCAGAGUCUGGAACAAGGCCUGAACUCACAAGAGAGAUCUCAGGAGAAGGACGAGCAGAUGAAAGGCGACGUGAGCCAGCUAAAAAGGUUCUUUGAGGAGUGCAUCAGAAGUGCUGAAAUUGAAGCAAAGCUGCCUGUCAUCAUGAAAAACUCUGUGUACAUCCAUAAAGCGACCGCCCGCCGAAUUAAGAGUUGUCGCAUUCAAAGGAAAGCAUCGGGCAGUAACUGGGGCCUUUUGAGACAUUCACAGUCCUUCAUCAUUUCUCCCGGUGAAGAUGACGGUCUACAGGACUUGAGGGAAACAGCUCGUCGACUGACUCACGAUCACCUUUUCAGAGAAAGCGUUUAUCAGAUCAUGUCACGUAAGGACUCUUCUCGCAGAGAGAAGCAGGACUGAGCCUAAUCAGGUGAAGUCUGCAGAGGUAUCUUUAUUUUGAGAUUUUCACAGCCCAAAGUCUGCGGGUGUAGUCAGUGUUCUGCGGACUGGUCACCUGAGGGUCUGGUGAAGUUUUCUUCAUUCUGUUUCACCACAGGCUUAUCUGGCUUUGUGUAAAGCUACAGUCUGUUUUAGAGAUUGAGCCUGUGUCCUCACACUUCCAAGACCAGAGCACCUGCAUACAUGUUCUUUUAAGACAUCAAUUAGUUAUCAUUUAUUCUCCUUUGUAUAGCAGCUUUUAUGAACUUACUUUGCAGAAAAAAAGACCAAACGACUUCCAGAUGUUUUACACGAUCGGACUCUCGGAAGGCCAGCAGCUUAAUCUGUAAGCCUGUGGUUUUAGGAGCAGCUCGUCGCUCAAUUGGCUAUACUGAUGUGCUGGACAUUCAUCAAUGACAAUCACUGGACACAAAGAAGACACCAGUGGGCAAAAACCAUGGCCUCCGGGCCAGUUGUGACUGGACAGUGGCUUACAGAGAAUGACUGCUAUCUUCUCACGCGAGGCACACACUUGUUCAGUGAGCGAGAUAACAAAAUACCCCACACAUCAUGGCUUGAACCCAAAAGGGACUGUGAAAGCAUAUGUGAGGCCUCGAUCAAUGAGACCAUGAUGGAUUAUUUUUCUUUAGGAAUGUUUGGGCGGUUCAAUGACUUUUGUUGUUUCCACCUAGUUGGCUCCGUACUUGUAUGUGUGUACCGUAUAAGUGAAAUAAGCUUUGUUUUCUUUGACUUUUUUCAGAAUACACACAGGCAGCCAUUCUUUUCAUUUCCUUUUUCUCCUUCAAGGACUGCAUCAGCAAUACGUGAGAAGAACAGCAUCUACCGCGGGUUUGCACAACUUGUUCCCAUCAGCCUAUCUACUGAGUUGAAGCCUUGGUGUGUAAAUAUGCCACUGUUUAAGCCAGUAAUGGUCUCAAAGUCACACUGUAAAAUAAAUAUUGGAAUCUGAAAAUUG
This is a messenger RNA of Polypterus senegalus (gray bichir), 2603 nucleotides long. It is a transcript of the gene plekhd1, whose product is annotated as pleckstrin homology domain containing, family D (with coiled-coil domains) member 1. The coding region runs from base 95 to 1609 and encodes 504 amino acids. Lineage: Eukaryota; Metazoa; Chordata; Cladistia; Polypteriformes; Polypteridae. The transcript has 13 exons. The record is from RefSeq and is a predicted model, not a curated record.